AGGGGGACAGCAGACGGCAUUCCUCCACCGCCUGCGCCCUGUUGUGUUGCUCUUCGCCGCGUGGCUGCAGUCUGUGGAUGUCAUGUCCAUGCCCACGCAAACUUGAACGGCUGGAGUCUCUCUGCCUGACGCGUUUAUUAUGAGACAUCAUUGGACCGGGAAUCAAUAUUGAGGACGUACACUGCAAUCUGAUUUUAAACUUUAUUAUACGGAAUUUCCUUAGUUGGUUGGGCUCCUGCUGCUGCUUCAGGGAUAAAUGAUCACCUCAACCAGAAGAGUGUCUCCUGAUAAAUCUGAAGUUAGAAUCGCCUUCAGCCUCGAAGACACAUCAGAUGUAAAAGAUGUGGCGGACCUCCCUCAGACUUUCCCAGACCUUGAACAGCGACUACAGCCAGUACCCCCCUGUGUGUCUCUGAGGGAGAGCGUUCAGGUGUACAAGGAGCACUGCAGGAUGGCGAGAGAGUUCCACCAGGUGAAACACGAGAUCGCUGCGAUUGAGGAUCGCAAGCGUCAGUUGCUGGCAGAGCUGGUGGAGGAUGAGAAGGUUGCCAUGGAGAUUGCCCGUCUAGAGGAGGAGUUUCGGCGCCUAACAGAGGAGAACCGCACACUGAUGACUGUCCACAACGAGCGCGCUCAGCAGCUGGAGAGGCUCUGCUUACCCAAUCAUACAAGGCAGGACUCCUCGUGACCUCUGACCUCCCGCAGAACCUGAGGCCUCCAAACAUCCGGCUGAUGCCAGGCAGGAAACAAAGCAGAAAUAAAGGCUCAGCUAGUGCUCAUUCAACACAAAUACAGUCAGUGGUUCAGCUAAUUACACAGAAAGGUGCCGUGUUUAUUUGUGUCUGAGUCAUUUGUUUGAGACGCAGUGUCGUCAUCUACUGUUGUAGUGAUUCUACCAAUCUAUGACACAAGAUCACCUUUCUGGAUUGUGUUAUUAUGUGAUCUUGCAGAACCUUCCUGGCCGUCAUUGCAAUACCUCACAGUAUAUCUUCAUGCUCAGCUGCUGUGAAUUUCACCAGAUAAUCUGAAAUCUGUCUCAGGUCCUGUGGAGACUCAGAUCUUUUACCUGAGGUCUGUGGAUGUAGCAUGAGGUGGUAUGAUGUGGUCCAAAUGUUGUAUUUUGAGAAUCGUUUCCCCUGACGCUCCUUCUCUUCCACCUAUACAGUUGCCAGUCAAGUUCCUGUUGUGAUAAAAAGGAUAUGAGACGAGUGUUUUAAAUGUGUAAGGGACCGGGAAAAAGCCAUUUGUGAGGAACAGUAAAAGAGAAGGGUGAGCCUGUCUGUUUCACAAUGAGCCUCUGCUGUGACACAACACUGUAAGAAUUGUACAUUUGAUUGAUGCAGCUUGUCUCAUCCUCCUGUAGAAGGGGCAGUAUACAACAAGAUUAAAGGUUGAUUAUUGCCUGCAUCUAUUAAUAAAAUGAAUACCAGCAUCAGUUCCUUAGUUUCAUUUCCAGCACUAUUGUGUUUGGUGUCUGCUUUAUGGACAUAAUGCAGUGCUUACAUGGAAAAGGGAACUUGUUUUUUUUUUUCAUGUGGAGAUUAGCUCAUUCUGGAAUUAUGAAACAGUCACCGGAUUGGCUAGUUCGACUCUGUUAGCCUUCCUUCUUCCUCCUUUAAAUCAUGUGACAUUGACAACAGUGCUUUGUGGUGACGAUUAGUCCAAUUUCUUUUACUUUAAAUGCCUGGCAUGCUGGUUACGAAGGUGUAUACACAAACAACUCACUACUGACUACUCACUCGUAGUCAAUACAUUAUUGUUCCGUCCCUAACAGUCAUCCUUUCACAGAUAAUUGAUUAAAUUGACCUCGCCUUUUACAGUUUCUGGCACAAAAGCUUAAUAAAUAAAUCCGAAUCUAAAAAUAAAACGAGGGCAAAUAUU
Molecule: messenger RNA, 1881 nt
Organism: Eleginops maclovinus (Patagonian blennie)
Lineage: Eukaryota; Metazoa; Chordata; Actinopteri; Perciformes; Eleginopidae
Gene: map3k7cl
Product: map3k7 C-terminal like
Exons: 6
Coding region: 257-688 (143 amino acids)
Cellular component (GO): nucleus; cytosol
Source: RefSeq, a predicted model, not a curated record